Castor canadensis (American beaver) is the source of this 1839-nucleotide messenger RNA. The record is from RefSeq and is a predicted model, not a curated record. Lineage: Eukaryota; Metazoa; Chordata; Mammalia; Rodentia; Castoridae.
GUGAAACUGGACUGCCAGGUUUUCCAGGGUCUAUUGGCCCUAAAGAACAAAAAGGAGAGCCUGGGGAACCUUUAACAAAAGGUGAAAAGGGAGAUAGAGGAGAACCUGGGAUGACAGGAUCACAGGGAGUAAAGGGAGAACCUGGAGAUCCUGGUCCCCCUGGUUUAAUGGGAAGCCCAGGACUAAAGGGUCAGCAAGGACCUGCAGGUUCCACGGGGCCCAGAGGAGCACCAGGAGAUGUUGGAUCAGCAGGAGAACAUGGUAUCCCAGGAAAACAAGGUGUUAAAGGAGAAAAGGGAGACCCAGGUGGGAUUGCAGGCCCUCCUGGGCUUCCUGGUCCAAAAGGUGAGGCAGGUCCUCCAGGGAAGAGUCUGCCAGGGGAACCAGGGUUAGAUGGAAUGCCUGGAGUACCUGGUCCACGUGGGCCAAAGGGUGAAAGAGGACUGCCAGGUGUCCACGGUUCCCCAGGUGAUGUGGGCCCACCAGGGGUAGGAAUUCCUGGCAGAAUGGGCUCCCAAGGACCAGCUGGAGAGCCUGGUAUUCAGGGUCCUCGAGGCCUCCCUGGGUUGCCAGGAACUCCAGGCUCCCCAGGAAAUGAUGGAGUCCCAGGGAGGGAUGGAAAGCCAGGCCUGCCAGGCCCCCCAGGUGACCCGAUUGCGCUUCCUCUCUUGGGAGAUAUUGGCGCCUUGUUCAAGAACUUCUGUGGCAACUGCCAAGCCAAUGUCCCUGGGCUAAAAAGCAACAAAGGGGAUGAAGGAGGCGCUGGUGAGCCUGGAAAGUUUGAUUCUGUAGUCAGGAAGGGUGAUAUAGGGCCGCGGGGGCCUCCAGGAAUCCCAGGCAGAGAGGGACCCAAGGGAAGCAAAGGAGAGCAGGGCUACCCUGGAGUACCUGGGGAGAAAGGCGACGAGGGUCUUCAAGGAAUUCCAGGUAUUCCAGGUGCUCAAGGCCCAGCUGGGCCUCCUGGUUUAGUGGGAAGAACUGGACAUCCUGGUCCUGCUGGAGCAAAAGGUGACAAGGGCAGCGAGGGACAACCUGGGAAACCUGGACCACCCGGACCACCUGGUGUACUAUUCAAUGAAGGAAAUGGCAUGAGCAGUUUAUAUAAAAUCCAGGGAGGUGUGAGUGUCCCCACUUACCCAGGACCACCUGGUCCCCCUGGUCCAAAAGGUGAUCCUGGCCCAGUGGGAGAGCCUGGUGCGAUGGGGCUGCCAGGACUUGAAGGAUUUCCAGGUGUAAAGGGAGAUCGAGGCCCAGCAGGUCCCCCAGGAGUAGCCGGGAUGGCGGGAAAACCUGGUAUGCCAGGACCUCCAGGUGUUCCAGGGGAGCCGGGUGAAAGAGGACCUGUUGGAGAUAUUGGUUUCCCUGGACCAGAAGGACCUUCAGGAAAGCCAGGAAUAAACGGAAAAGAUGGAUUACCAGGUGCUCAGGGUGUCAUGGGUAAGCCUGGAGAUAGAGGCCCCAAAGGAGAACGUGGUGAUCAGGGAAUCCCAGGAGACAGAGGCCCGCAAGGUGAACGAGGAAAACCAGGCCUUACAGGCAUGAAGGGGGCCAUAGGUCCUGUGGGUCCACCAGGAAACAAGGGCUCCAUGGGAUCCCCUGGCCACCAAGGCCCUCCAGGCUCCCCAGGCAUCCCUGGUGCUCCGGCUGAUGCUGUUUCUCUUGAAGAAAUCAAAAAAUACAUUAAUCAAGAGGUUCUAAGGAUUUUUGAAGAAAGGAUGGCUGUGUUUCUAUCCCAGCUGAAGCUGCCAGCAGCAAUGUUGGCUGCACAAGCUCAUGGGAGGCCAGGCCCACCAGGGAAGGAUGGGUUACCUGGGCCACCAGGAGACCCUGGACCUCAAG